This is a messenger RNA of Calliphora vicina (urban bluebottle blowfly), 1676 nucleotides long. It is a transcript of the gene Alp5, whose product is annotated as Alkaline phosphatase 5. The record is from RefSeq and is a predicted model, not a curated record. Lineage: Eukaryota; Metazoa; Arthropoda; Insecta; Diptera; Calliphoridae. Bases 33 to 1604 code for a protein of 523 amino acids. Gene Ontology annotation, molecular function: alkaline phosphatase activity. The transcript has 2 exons. Gene Ontology annotation, biological process: dephosphorylation.
UUCAGUUGGUCUUGUGGUCAGUUCGUGAAAACAUGUUUUCGAAAACUAACGCAGUUAUUGCUGUAACAGCUCUCUUGGCUGUGAGCUGCGUAACAGCUUUGCCAAGAUGUGAUCGUGAUGAUGAGGAGUGUCGUGAUCGUAAUAUGCAUCCGGAUUUACCCGUUAUUCCGCAAAAAUUCCAACGUGCUUUGGAUGGAGAAAAUACCAAUGAAUAUUGGAGAAAUAUUGGACAAGAAUUCAUUAACAACAAGCUGAAAACAGCACCCAAUAAGAAUCAAGCCAAAAAUGUCAUAAUGUUUUUGGGAGAUGGCAUGGGUUUGACUACCAUAGCAGCGGCUAGAAAUCUUUUGGGUGGUGAAGAACAAAAUUUAUCAUUUAAUAAAUUCCCCUACACCGGUUUGGCCAAAACUUAUGCCGUGGAUAAAAUUGUGCCCGAUUCAGCCUGCACGUCCACGGCCUACUUGAGUGGUGUUAAGGCCCAAGAGGGCACUCUAGGUGUUAAUGGCAAUGUGGAUAUGGGUGAUUGUCAAGCUGGAACUGAUCGCAGUAACUGGGUUUAUUCCAUUGCAAAAUGGGCCCAAGAUGCCGGCAAGAGCACAGGUGUAGUAACCACCACACGUAUUACGCAUGCUUCACCCGGAGGUGUUUAUGCCCACAUUGCCCAUCGUGAUUGGGAAAAUGAUCAAGAAGUUAUUGUGGAUUGUGGCACGGAAUCAGGCGUUGAAGAUAUUGCCUAUCAAUUGAUCAAGGGUGAGAUUGGCAGCAAAUUGGAUUUUGUUAUGGGCGGUGGUAAACAUCAUUUCAUUGAUUCCUCGCUAUACGAGAAUGGCAGACGUAAGGAUGGUUUAAAUUUGGUGGACGAAUACAAAAAACAAAGUGCCAAGAACUUGUAUAUUGAGACCAGAGAUGAACUUAUGAACACCGACUUAUUGGAUUAUGAACGUGUAUUUGGUUUAUAUCAAGAUGAUCAUAUGUUGUAUCAUUUGGAGACGAAUGAGACCACCAACCAACCCACCUUGGAAGAGAUGACACGCAAAGCUAUAGAAUUUCUGUCAAAAAAUGAAAAUGGUUAUUUCAUUUUCAUUGAGGGUGGUCGCAUCGAUUUGGCUCAUCAUCAGAAUAUGGCUAGAAUAGCUUUGGAUGAGACGGUGGAACUAAGCAAGGCAGUGGAAGCUGCUAAAGAAUUGACAAAUGAAGAGGAUACACUCAUUGUGGUAACAGCUGAUCAUUCGCAUGCCUUCUCCUACAAUGGUUAUCCAUAUCGUGGCAAAGAUGUGUUUGAUCGCACUCCUGGCAACCCCGAUGAUAAAAUACCCUACAUGACCUUGAGUUAUGCCAAUGGUCCUAGUUUCGAAAAAUCUUUUAAUUCGAAAAAUGGUCAACGCAUUGAUCCAACUACUGUGAUAACUGGUGAUAAAUACGAUCAAUAUCCCUCGGCCAUGCCUUUGGAAGAUGAAACCCAUGGCGGUGAUGAUGUGGCUGUUUAUGCCAACGGCCCCUGGUCUCAUUUGUUUAGUGGUGUCUAUGAACAGAAUACCAUUCCUCAUAUAAUGGGUUAUGCUUCUUGCUUGGGUAAUGGUUUGAAAAUGUGCAGUCGCCUAUAAACAGCUCCCUGAGAACAGUAACGAUUUCAUUGACCAAAACUGUAUUAAAGACCAUAAAAUAUUGUAUUAUAA